AUGAGUAAAAAACAAAACCACAAGGAAAACCUGAUGUUGUCCAAUCGUACAAACCACAUUUGUGUUUCAGGGAAAAGAACAGGUUGUCAGAAGCCAUUGGUCUUCAGAAAUCUCUCAUUGAUGGCUGAAAUGGAAAACACAAAAUCUCUGAAAGCCAGGAAUCCACUCCACUGUACUGUCAGCUCACCAGAAAGCUCUGUGGUCAGACCAUGUUGUUCUCCUUGCCAAAGAAAAAUUUCAACAUCCUACAGUUGUCAGGUUAUGAACAUAACAUUAUGGGGCAAUAUUUUAAAAUCUCAUUUGAAAAAUGUUUUUGUGUUUUACAAAAGUGAAGUUGAACACAGUAAUUUAGGCUCCGGAGUUACAGGAAACACUACCUUCCUUCAGAACAUCAGUUAG
This is a messenger RNA of Pipistrellus nathusii (Nathusius's pipistrelle), 399 nucleotides long. Lineage: Eukaryota; Metazoa; Chordata; Mammalia; Chiroptera; Vespertilionidae. The record is from the annotation of a GenBank genome assembly.